Molecule: messenger RNA, 2542 nt
Organism: Perca fluviatilis (European perch)
Lineage: Eukaryota; Metazoa; Chordata; Actinopteri; Perciformes; Percidae
Product: E3 SUMO-protein ligase ZBED1-like
Exons: 11
Coding region: 888-2504 (538 amino acids)
Molecular function (GO): protein dimerization activity
Source: RefSeq, a predicted model, not a curated record
UAAAAUUCUGAAAUGUACAUUAUUUUUCAGUUUUGAGUAACCUUACUUAUUUUUUUAACCUCAAGCAGUUAACUACUUACCUUUGGACCAUUUCAAGCUAUUCAUUGGACUUGAACUGCUCAAAUUUCAAUAAAAAAACUAAAAAGACUGGGUGUUCUAAAACCUUUGACCAGUAGUGUAUAUUACAGCACAAAUGUCUUAUUCUCUAUAUACACAUGCUCAGUGUCAUUUUAUGGGGUUGUCAAAAGAACAUUAGAAAGAUUUCUAACACAUGACAAAGGCCAACAAUGUGAGUCAUAUUUCAAUAUUCACGUGUGCCAACUGCAGUGCAGAGGAGAAAGGCAUUUUCACCAUAUUUGCAGCUGACUAGUAGGAGAAGAAGGACGAGAACAAAUGGCAAAGUACAUUUACAACCGAAAGAAAUUACCCUCCACGUUGCCCGAAAACAUCACCCGGCGUGAGUCUGAAAUACAGUUCCCGAAGCAUUUGGUUCCAGCUCAGACUGUCUGCCAAGAGUGCACGGGUCGUGUUUCCUUAACAGAGCCAGUGCUGAUCACCAACAAAGCUAGAGUCAUUACCUUCACCGGACUGAUGGAAGAUAAUUGCAAAUUUUUCAAAAAGUGUCCAACGUGUGAAAUGGUCUACCGUUACCAGGAGUGGAGUGAGGGUCUUUUACAAUUACAAUGACCACAUCAUCCUGAGUCUGCAGCUGUGCAUUCUUCUGCAAAACACAAUCAAGAAAAUUUUUUUAGAAUCACACUGAUGUCUAUGGAGUGGUGGAUGUCCUGGAGCGGACAGUAGGAGUCAAGUCUCCAUGUGGUAUAGAAGUGCUUCAGGCAUACCUCCACUUUGAAGCUCUUACAAGUCACGACUGUCAGUCUGGAGUCAUGAUGGAUCUUUAUCGAAAGGGGGUUUUCAACAUGGCAGGGACUGAGAUUCAGGGCCUGCCUGAAUCCUUAACUGAAGAAGUAAAUGCAGAGGAAUUCUGGGAUUCAGCGUGCAUGGAGAUCAUAAGAAGCAGCCUGCUGGCUCCAAGUUCUGCCUAUGUAGCCACCUUAGACGGUAACCUUAAAGACGCUGCAGUGUCUGCAGGCGCAACCUCCUCCGCCCUGGCUGAAAGAAAGAGGCUGAGCAAACAAAGAACGGAGGAGUGUCACAGGUCCAUGACCAGGUAUCUUGUGAAAGGACUACUUCCAUUGUCCACAGUGGAGUCGCCGUGGUUUAGAGAGAUGAUUAAGAUGCUUAACCCAAAGUACCGCCUGCCUUCCAGAGAGCAGCUCAUACACACCCUGAUGCCUUCCUGGUUCUCUGUCGAGAAGAAACGUGUCAUCAGAGAGCUGCGACAAGUGUCCGAGGCGGCAGUGACGUGUGACUGGUGGACCAGUUUUUCCCACGACCUCUACCUGACAGUCACGCUACACUUCAUAACCAAAGGCCAGAUGAAGCAGAAAGUGCUCCGUACGAAGCCCGUGUACGAUGCUCAGACAGACACGGUAGUGUCAGAGCAGCUCGGCGGCGUGCUGGAGGAGUUCGGGGUCCGGGACAAAGUGGUCGCCGUGACGGUGGAUAAUGCCUUUGGCAUGGACAUUGCCAUCACUAAAAGGCAGUUUAGGAAGCUGAGGUGUUUUGCCCGUAUACUCGGCCGUGCUGCACAGAAGGUGUACACCAGCAACACUGUGACCAGAUGGGCAUCAAAGAUAAGAGCUAUCGUCGUGUGGAUCAAAAGGUCUUCCACAGCGCAAACAGUUCUUCUGGAGAAACAGCAGCUUUUGGAUCUACCACUCUUUGGUGCUCGAUGUCCGAACACGGUGGGACUCGCUGUACCUCAUGAUGGAGCGGUUUGCAGAGCAGUAUGCUGCCGUACAGGCCGCCACCAUAGACCCACGGAUCAAACAGUCUGCGGAGAGGAAAAGGAUGGUGAUACCUGGAAGUUCCUACAGGAGUCGAGCGCUAUGGAUCCAAGGUUCAAGAACAGAAUUGACUCGGAUGAGAUUUGGUGCGGAGUGAGAAAGCAGUUAGGGUUGCAAACACAACAGAGAUGUCAAAUCAGGAGGAAGUUGGGCUUUUGCUGGACAGUGAUGCUGAUGAUGAAUUGGAGCCAAUUUUUUCUUCAGAUGAGGCCGAGGCUAACCGGCCUGGAGGAGCUUUUUGAAGAGGAGGACAGAGCUCUGAAGAGCGUUACAGCAGCAGAGAAGACCCCAAUACCUGAACGAGUCCAGAGAGAAAUCCAGCUGUACAGAAAACUGGCUGCUGUGCCCACAUCAGAGGACACUCUGGCCUGGUGGUGGAAGAGACGGGACUCGCUGCCUCUCCUGUCUCAGCUCUCCAACUCAUACCUGUGUAUCCAAGCAUCGUCUGCGUCUCGUGAGAGAGUGUGUUCCACAGCAGGGGACACAAUCAGCCGAGACGGGUCACACAUUCUACCAGAACAGCUUUGUAUGAUACCCUGGAAUGAAGACGAAGAAGAAAAUACUGUGUUCACGUUAGUUUAUUCAUCAUGUUAACCAUCAGUUUUUUCACACAUCCCAUCAUUAAAGUCUGU